GGAUGUCAGGACGUAGUGCGGCUGUAAUAGGUAAUCACCGGGCCAUAAAACGAUUGGGAAAGCUGUUGUAUGCAUGGUGGGAUUGACCGGCGAGAUUGGAGGGAGAUGCCCCACUUGUCAUAUAUUCACGGAUGGCGUCUAUCGCCAUAUGGAAGAACUACCUCCAAUCAGAUGACUAUGCUCCACUGCAUUGAUUGGCAAGGGAGCAUUUUGGGGUUCUCUUCCGAGACAAGAUUGUCCUCACUUUGCACACAUCAGGUGAGGUGCAUGGAUUGUCCCAGUUUAUGUUCUCGACUAACGCUCGCAUCUGCAUUCGUUGUUCAUCCAGAUGUGGUUCCCGAAAUUUUGCCAUUGGAAAGGUAUGAGCAGCUUAUCGGGCGAUGCCUGAAGAUGCUUGUUCUGUUAGGUAAUUCAUUUCAGGCAGCCCAAAUAUGCGGCAUAGAUUGCCCCGCUUCCAGGUAUCAGAAGAUGUUUGUUUAUUCCUUGGAUAUCAAGCCUUUUUCUAAGUCUUGGAGGCACCCGACCGAUCGGAUUCUGGUAAAACCUCCGAAGACAAGCUGUCCGAUAUAGUUCGAACGAGAUCAUGUGCUGGCAGAUCUGUCGGACUUACCAGGACUGCCCCCACAUGUACCGAUAUGACUAUGGAAAGUGUAGUGUCGCCAACGCUCGCCCGAAUCAGCACUUUUGUGUUGGGCCGGACGGCACAAUGCGCUCCUUGGAACGGAUCAUUGAUAUCCAAGAUCAGGAAGUUUCUGGAGUUUGUCCAGCGU
Messenger RNA from Aspergillus alliaceus, 770 nucleotides. RefSeq lists its product as uncharacterized. The coding region runs from base 70 to 570 and encodes 166 amino acids. The transcript has 2 exons. The record is from RefSeq and is a predicted model, not a curated record. Lineage: Eukaryota; Fungi; Ascomycota; Eurotiomycetes; Eurotiales; Aspergillaceae.